Osmerus eperlanus (European smelt) is the source of this 1769-nucleotide messenger RNA. RefSeq names its product TBC1 domain family, member 13 (gene tbc1d13). NCBI's taxonomy places the organism in Eukaryota, Metazoa, Chordata, Actinopteri, Osmeriformes, Osmeridae. The transcript is spliced from 12 exons. Gene Ontology annotation, molecular function: GTPase activator activity. Gene Ontology annotation, biological process: activation of GTPase activity; intracellular protein transport. The coding region runs from base 102 to 1304 and encodes 400 amino acids. The record is from RefSeq and is a predicted model, not a curated record.
UUCAUCAUGUGAGUUACGUUAGAAUCAGGAGGCUUGAUGGGAGUCGCGUGAUUGUAUCCUCAUCGGACUAUUUUUGUUGUAACACGCAGCAGGAUUCUAACAUGUCGAGCUCUUACAAAAACAGGAUCCAGGAGUUCAAGGUAGCGCUGAGUGAAGACAAGAUUGAGUUGAAGUCUCUCAGAGAACUGUGUUUCAGCGGAAUCCCAUUUGAAGGAGGCAUUCGAGCACUCUGCUGGAAAAUUCUUCUGAACUACCUGCCUUUGGACCAGACAACAUGGGACUCAUUUCUCAAAAAGCAGAGGGAGGGGUACUCCCACUUCCUGAGGGAGAUGAUCAUCCAGCCGGGCAUCGCCAAAGCCAACCUUGGGCUGUUCCGGGAGGACGUCACCAUGGAGGACCACCCCCUCAACCCAAACCCCGACAGCAGGUGGAACAACUACUUCAAAGACAACGAGGUUCUCCUGCAGAUCGAUAAAGAUGUCAGGCGUCUGUAUCCAGACAUGGCGUUCUUCCAGCGGCCGACAGACUACCCCUGCCAGCUUAUCCUCGACCCCCAGAACGAGUAUGAGACCCUGAGGCGCAGGGUGGAGCAGACCACCCUCAAGGCCCAGACGGUGGACCGCACCCGCAGUGGAGUCACCAACAUGAGCUCUCCAGGCAAGGCCCUCCACCUGUACCCCUCUAAUGAGUACUCCGUGCUGCCCCGCGGCUUUGAGGCGCACUGGGAGGUGGUGGAGAGGAUCCUCUUCAUCUACGCCAAGCUCAACCCUGGCAUCGCCUACGUCCAGGGAAUGAACGAGAUUGUGGGGCCCAUCUACUACACCUUCGCCACAGACCCCAACGAUGAGUGGAAAGAACAUGCGGAGGCAGACACCUUCUUCUGUUUCACCAACCUGAUGUCAGAGAACAGGGACAACUUCAUAAAGAGCCUGGACGACUCCCAGUGUGGCAUCACCUACAAGAUGGAGAGUGUUUAUUCCAUGCUGAAGGACAAGGACAUGGAGCUCUAUCUCAAACUGCAAGAGCAGAACAUCAAGCCUCAGUACUUCACGUUUCGCUGGCUAACUCUGCUGCUGUCCCAGGAGUUCCUGCUCCCUGAUGUCAUCAGGAUCUGGGACUCACUGUUCUCCGACCAGGACCGCUUCAACUUCCUCAUCCUGGUCUGCUGCGCCAUGCUCACAUUGAUCCGUGAUCAGCUACUGGUUGGAGACUUCACCAUCAACAUGAGGCUGCUGCAGGACUACCCCAUCUCUGACGUCCACACCAUCCUGACCAAGGCCAAGGAGCUGCAACUGGGCUCCUAGCGGUCGUCCCCCACCGAGCCGGCCCGGAGGGAGGAGCCUGGAAGCUGGUAACUAGAGCUGACAGGCCCCCAGUGCAUUCUGGGAGGGGGAGUUGCACUCGGUCCCAGGUUCACCAUCAGAGUACACAAACCUCCUUCCCCCUGGAGACAGCCUUGUUUAUGUUUGCACUCGGGCGGGGGGGGGGGAGACGGGGGCUGGGGGGGGCACCUGAGCACAGUUCAGGAAGAGGACUGUCUAGAAUAACGUCCAUAGACUUCCCUCUUCAUCCCAGGUAGUGGACAGAUCCAACAUGGCCGUCUUACUGGCCUGUGUGGUGUCACGUCUUUGGAAGAUCUCUCUUUUAAAUAUAUUGGAAAUGUACUUUUUUGCUUCAUAAAUGUUAACUUUUAUUCAUUGUGACAAACCAGGAAGGAGGAUAAGAGGGUAGGAGGGCAGUAGGGUAGGAGGGCAGUAGGGUAGGAGGGC